UCAAAAGGUUCAAAACACAACGCCGAAAGCGGCAUAGCGCAGCGAUUGCGAAAAUUUUGAAAAUUGUCUUUAUUUACAUUCCGGGUGGGUUGCGGAAGCGGUUUAUGUGGAAUUCGGAGUGUUUUCUCCUCUCAACAUUACUACUCUUUUCACAACAUAUACUGAAUUAAAUACUGGGACAAACGAAGCAAAAAUGUCCACGAGAGCCCGUCGAGCUGCCACUAAAGCGCCAAUUGUAAUCGUUUCCGACACUGAGUCGGAAGCCGAAGCAAGCGAUCCGGAAGGUUUGUUCUCCAGCCCCGAUGCGAAGCCAAAGGCUAAACGUGGGACAAGGCGUGGCCGAGCGGCGGGCAGUGACGAUUCGGAUUUUGACGGAAGCAAAUUAGCAGAGAACAAAACGCCCGUCAAGCGCAAGGCUACUACGAAAGCUGCUGCUAGUCCAGCAAAGAAAGUUAAGGCGGAGCCUAAACCAAGGGCUCCGAGAAAGCCACGUGAGCCAAAGGCUCCUAAGGUUCCAAAAGAACCCAAGGCUCCUAAAGCACCAAAGGAACCGAAGGCUCCUAAAGCACCAAAGGAACCGAAGGCUCCAAAAGCGCCAAAAGUUCCGAAAGCACCAAAAGUCCCAAAAGCACCAAAGGAACCGAAAGUUCCCAAAUCACCCAAGAAACCUUCUGCGGUCGGUGCUAAACGUGGAAGGAAAAAUGCCAUAGAACAAACAGUGGAAGUUGAAACAGAAGUUAAACAUGUUGAAACAUUGGAUGACGAGAUGAAAGUCGAGGACGUUAAACAAGAAGUAAAAGAAGAAGAUCCUGUUCCUCUGAAAGAGAAAAGUAAAGAAGUAUCUAUGUGUGCCAAAACGCCACAGCUGAAGAAGGAGAAUGACCCUCCCAAACGCGAGCCGGAAGAUGAAAUUGAUACUCGACCGAAGUACAAAAAACGGGUCAGCAUGACCGUUCGGGAGCAAUGGGAUGACCCUGAACUGCUGGCAGAAAUGCAAAACAUCGACCGUCGAACGGCCCGAACCAUCAUAAAGCUGUUCGAGGAGGAAAACACGAUUCCCUUCAUUUGCCGCUACCGGAAGGAACUGAUCGGCGAUAUGUCCCCGGAUGAUCUCCGCGAUAUCAAACUGGCUUACAAUGAGAUUCUUUCCAUCAAAGCGAAGGCGGAUACGAUUAUAAAAAAUCUGGAAAAGGAAGAUAAGCUGUCGGAGGACAUCAAACAGGAUCUGCUGUGUGCGAAAAGUGUCGACGAGUUGGAGCAUAUGUACGCACCGUUUAAACCGGCCAACAAGGGUUCGCUUGCCGAUCGGGCGAAAGCACUGGGUUUGGAUACGUUUGCGGAAGGGAUUUUGAUUGGCAACCUGCCGGAGAUUAAUUUGCCCGAGCUGGUGAAACCGGAAGUGGAGGGGCUUGAGUCAGUACAAAAGGUGGAGGAUGGCAUUAAGCAUCUGAUGGCGCACAAUUUCAGCAAAAAUACUGCCGUGUUGGAGGAAAUCCGCAGACUCACAAAGAAAUACGACAUCGUACUCAGCUCAAGCCAAAUAACCAAACCUCGCGCACCCCGAGGGAAGGAGGAGGCAGAAAAAAAUAACGUCGGUGGCAAGCGACCCCAGAAGAAGGUGGACGAGUUCAAGUUCGAGCACUAUUUCACCUUCAGCUGUGUCACCAAAUACUUGCGACCGCAUCAGAUAAUGGCACUCAAUCGUGGCGAAGCGCAGAAGGUGCUGAACAUCAAGCUGCAGUUCAAGGAUAACGUGAAGGGUGAUCUGUACUGGUUCUUGAAGAAGGAGUACCUGGCGGAAGGUACGGCGUCGAAAAUUCGAUCCGAACUUUUCGAAGCAUCUUUCGAGGAAGCGUACACCAAAAAAUUAAUACCAUUGAUGACGCGCACCAUCCGCUCGGAACUGACCGUACGGGCGGAGAAGGCCUCCGUUGAGGUCUUCGCGAAUAAUCUCAAACAGUUGCUACUCACCGCCCCCGUGAAAGGCGAAAAGAUACUCGGAAUCGAUCCGGGCUUCACCAAUGGGUGCAAGCUGGCACUCAUAUCCGAGUGCGGUGACCUGCUGGAUACGGCCACCGUUUAUCCGCACAUCGGAGGAGAGCGAUCGAAGGUUGCCCCAGGGAUAAUCGCCAACCUAAUGCGAAGACACGAUUGCAGUUUGAUUGCGUUGGGCAACGGCACGGCCUGCCGGGAGACGGAGUCAAUGAUUUCCUACAUGAUGGACGAGGGCAUUCUGGACAAACGGUGCGUCCGGUACAGCAUUGUGCCCGAGCAGGGAGCUUCCAUUUACUCCUGCAGCGAGGUAGCCAAAAAAGAGUUCCCCAAGAUGGACGUGAAUUUAAUCAGUGCCGUUUCAAUCGCCCGUCGUCUCCAGGAUCCGCUCUGUGAGUACGUAAAAAUAGAACCACGCCAUCUAGGUGUUGGAAUGUACCAGCACGACAUCAACGAGCGCAGCCUCUCGGAAACGCUCGACGAAGUGGUGAUGGAAUGCGUAUCAUUCGUCGGCGUAGACAUCAACACGGCCUCAGUCAGCCUGUUGAGUAGAGUAUCGGGUCUGACGGCGAAACGUGCCGAACACAUUGUAUCCCACCGGGCGCGCAACGGACCGUUCCGGAGCCGCGCCGAACUUCUCAAGGUGAAAUUUAUCGGAGAUAAAACAUUCACCCAGUGCGCCGGUUUCAUUCGGAUUGAGCCACUCACGGCCGGGAUUCGAGACUACAACCUGCUCGACUCAACGUGGGUUCACCCGGAAAGCUACGAUUUGGCGGAAAGUAUUAUCGAAAAAACCGCCCUAUCAAACAAAGACAUUGGUCGUGCGGAUUUCAUUUUAGCAAUUCGAGAUUUUGCUUUCCGCACCCAAAAGGAAGCGCUGGUGGAAAAAUUCCACCAACCAAUCGAACGCAUCGAAUGUGUUCUGUCCGCGUUACAGCGGGAGUUACUCCGAGAUUAUCGUACGGACAUCAACAAGCUACCGAUGUUCAAGAAAGGGCUAACCUCGAUGGCAGAUCUAGCCGAGGGAACGGUACUGACCGGGGCCGUGAAUAACGUGACCGAUUUCGGAGCGUUCGUAGAUAUCGGCGUGGAAACCAAUGGGUUGAUACAUCGCAGCAAAAUGAACGGCCGACGCGUGAACAUCGGUGACCGGGUGGAGGUCACCGUGAUCUCUAUUGACGUUGCCAAGGGUCGACUCGGGCUGAAACUAGAGCAAAUCCUCUAAGCAAGCAUCCCUCUGAUCGACACUUUCUUGCUUUGGUAUAAACAAAAUAGCGCACGUAGCUUGUUACAUUAUUGGUGUUAA
Messenger RNA from Toxorhynchites rutilus septentrionalis, 3298 nucleotides. RefSeq lists its product as uncharacterized. Gene Ontology annotation, molecular function: mRNA binding; structural constituent of ribosome. The record is from RefSeq and is a predicted model, not a curated record. Gene Ontology annotation, biological process: translation; nucleobase-containing compound metabolic process. Bases 194 to 3217 code for a protein of 1007 amino acids. The transcript is spliced from 5 exons. NCBI's taxonomy places the organism in Eukaryota, Metazoa, Arthropoda, Insecta, Diptera, Culicidae.